AUGGAGUCGCUUUCUGAAACGCCAUGGGAUGUAACAAUCUCGGGCACCGGUCUGGCCCAGUCACUUUUGGCACUCGCCCUUUCUCGAUCUGGAAAGAAGGUACUUCAUGUUGACCGGAACCCUUAUUACGGAGGAUCAGAGGCAGCGUUCAGUCUGCAGGAAGCCCAGGAAUGGGCUACCAAAGUAAACGAGGAACCCGAACACUUUCCUUUUGAAGACGCAGCUGUCUACUUCCCGGAGGAUAAUACCCGGUUGUCAGCCUCCCGGGCAUAUACCCUGUCCCUCUCGCCGCAACUCAUCUAUUCUCGGUCUCGACUGCUGCCUACUUUAGUUUCUUCAAAGGUUUACCGCCAGCUAGAGUUUCAGGCGGUCGGAAGCUGGUGGAUCCACCAAACUUCGUCCGGUAAUGACAACGGCAGCGGGUCUUUGUACCGAGUACCAAGCAGUCGAGAAGAUAUCUUUGCGGAUGACUUGAUUACGAUCAAGUCCAAGCGGACUUUGAUGAGGUUUCUCCGUCAUAUCGGAAAGCCUGAAGAUGAUGAGGCAGGUCCCGAGGAGGAAGAUCUUACGUCUUCUCUCCCGGAGUACCUAAACUCGAAGUUUCACAUACCCGCUGAACUUCACGAUCCCUUGCUUUCUCUUGCAUUGUCACAAGCUGCGCCUCAUCAAACAUCUGCUGAAUUUGCGGUCCCUCGCAUCAAGCGACACCUUGCAUCCAUUGGCGUGUUCGGUCCUGGGUUCGGCGGCUUGUUGGCAAAAUGGGGCGGUGGUGCCGAGCUCUCCCAGGUCGGUUGCCGUGCCCUUGCUGUCGGCGGUGGGGUCUAUGUCUUGAAUGCUGGCAUCAAGUCUAUGAAUCCUCCCACUGAAACAGGGGAUGGAGUCGCGCGUGCUGAAGUACACCUGUCUAACGACGAGACGAUCAACUCCAAGUUUGUGCUUGGUUCUCAGUGGGACCUUCCUAAUCAGGAACGUCCUACUUGUGACAAAGUAGCUAAGUCAAUUACGAUUGUUUCGUCUCCCCUCGAGAACCUUUUCCCAGUCACAGCUGAAGGUGCACCCGUCCCUGCCGGAGCCGUGGUGGUAUUCCCAGCGAGCUCCUUGUGCCGGGCAGAUGACUCGCCCCCGGUCUAUAUCUUGGCACAUUCAAGCGAGACUGGGGAAUGCCCGUCAGGACAAAGUGUUCUGUAUGGCAGCGUUAGUAUCUCCGGUGCUGAGGGUCAAUCUCUGAUUGAGAACGCGAUCCAUAAGCUUCUCGAAUCAACUGUCGAUCCUGGUGCAGCUGUUCUAUGGUCACUGCGUUAUACGCAGUUGGGUCACGUCAGCACACAAGCCAGAGCGCAAGCUUCUUCGCUUACGCGUCUCUCCAAUGACACCUUUUGCUUCCCGCCGCCCAAUCUCGAUCUUGCUUUUGAUGAUAGCCUGAUCGACGUGGUUAAAGAAGCAUGGAGGCUAGUGAUGGGUGACCAAGCGAACGAGAGCGAAUUCAUGGAAUUCGAGGACCGUGAAGGUGCCUACGAAGAGGAUUGA
Aspergillus affinis is the source of this 1527-nucleotide messenger RNA. RefSeq names its product putative Rab geranylgeranyl transferase escort protein. Lineage: Eukaryota; Fungi; Ascomycota; Eurotiomycetes; Eurotiales; Aspergillaceae. Gene Ontology annotation, molecular function: GDP-dissociation inhibitor activity. Bases 1 to 1527 code for a protein of 508 amino acids. Gene Ontology annotation, biological process: protein geranylgeranylation; vesicle-mediated transport; small GTPase-mediated signal transduction. The record is from RefSeq and is a predicted model, not a curated record. Gene Ontology annotation, cellular component: cytosol; cytoplasm; nucleus. The transcript has 4 exons.